This is a messenger RNA of Colletotrichum orchidophilum, 1137 nucleotides long. RefSeq lists its product as uncharacterized. The record is from RefSeq and is a predicted model, not a curated record. Lineage: Eukaryota; Fungi; Ascomycota; Sordariomycetes; Glomerellales; Glomerellaceae. The coding region runs from base 1 to 1137 and encodes 378 amino acids. The transcript has a single exon.
AUGCCAACAAUUGUCAGACCACCACCACACCUUGUCGGGGUGAACACAGACGUUAUCGCGACCUCAGCGGCCGACGUACUUAGAUACGUCCCAGGCUAUGGCCCUCCCAGAUAUGAUAUCCUACGAACUUCGUUUGAUUCCUUGGACGGGAGUCCGGGUGUUGUCCCGCGAGGCCACGGCUUCUCCAACACGAUUAUCCGUGCCUUUCAGCAAGACCUACACCUGACCCUGCGACCGGACGACGUAUGGCUGGCCAUUGUUGUACAACUAAGUUUUUUCGUCAACGGGACAGGGCGCCCCGAGGCGCUUCGCAACAAGUUUGUGGAGCACAAAGGUCGCAAGCAUAUUGUGGUAGACGCCAGGCCCGCACACAUAGCCACAGUCGACAUCGGCGUCAUCUUGACUCAACUGGUUCAGCUCGUCAAGAGCAGCAUCAAAGAUCCUGUCGCAACAAAACUGCUUCUUGAUUUUAGCACGACGACCGAGAAUGACCGGGCCACCGCAGCGAUUGCUUUCUUGGGGACUAUGCAGAAUUAUUUCAGCUACGAGAUCCGGGUCGGGUGCGGCUUCCCCUCGGUCACGCCGCUAGGCGAUCGGGAGGAUUGGGCCAAGAUGUUGGAUAGCAUUCAACUUUUGGCGUCGCUCAGUGAUGAAACGGUUGAAUGGGCCGCCUGUCUGUCCAAAGUUCUGGAGUACAUGGUGGCCAGCUUCGAUCGGCCUGAAGAUGCAGAUGUGAAGAGCUUCUGGAUGCGCGCGGUCCAUGAAUCCGGUGGUAACGGCUCUGGGACAUUGGUCAAGUUGAUCGGGUGGAUCACUGCAUUUUCAUGGUGGGAUGCUUCCGGUGACCGCCAGAAAACUUUCAACAGCCAAAGCGCAGGGGGAAGCCGGUUAGCGCUAGAUGGAGUCAAAUUCCCUGUCAUCAGUGCUGAACACAUUCCGGCGUCCGUCACAACACGUCCGGUAGUUGUGCUUGACGAUACUAGGGGAUCAGAACAAGGCGGUUGGAAGAUCGAAGCCGAGUUUGUGGCCGGGAUCCCAGGCUUUCAAGUCCAAGAUGCCUCGGGGACGGCGGUGCGACCCAUCUCAGGCUGGUGGCUAAUAGAGCGUCAUCGCCGUCGACAGCUCACUCAAAAGUAG